AUGGCUCUGAAUUUGCUCUCGCCGACAGAUAUCAAGUCCUUCUCUUUCCUCGACAUCUCUAAAUCCAAUCAUAACCUUAAUCUCCUCAAAUUCCGAGGUGGCUUUGCUUUGAAAAAGAAGGAAUGUGGAAGGACUGCUGCAAAGAGAGUCCAGUGUUUAGCUCAGCCACCUCCUCCGGCUUGGCCAGGACGGGCUGUUGCAGAACCGGGCCGUAAAAGUUGGGAUGGUCCAAAGCCUAUCUCAAUUGUUGGAUCUACUGGCUCCAUUGGUACCCAGACAUUGGACAUAGUUGCAGAGAAUCCAGAUAAGUUCAGAGUUGUGGCACUUGCUGCUGGUUCGAAUGUGACUCUUCUUGCUGAUCAGGUGAAGCGAUUCAAACCUCAAUUAGUUGCCGUUAGAAAUGAGUCAUUAGUUCGUGAACUCAAGGAGGCUUUAGCCGAUGUGAAAGAAAAGCCUGAAAUAAUUCCUGGAGAGCAAGGAGUUAUUGAGGUUGCCCGGCACCCUGACGCUGUCACCGUAGUUACAGGAAUAGUUGGCUGUGCAGGAUUGAAGCCAACAGUGGCUGCCAUAGAAGCAGGAAAAGACAUUGCCUUGGCCAAUAAAGAGACACUAAUUGCUGGAGGUCCAUUUGUACUUCCUCUUGCACACAAGUAUAAUGUAAAAAUUCUUCCUGCAGAUUCCGAACAUUCUGCUAUAUUUCAGUGUAUACAAGGCUUGCCGGAGGGUGCCCUAAGGCGCAUUAUUUUGACUGCAUCAGGUGGUGCUUUUAGGGAUUGGCCUGUUGAUAAAUUGAAAGAAGUAAAAGUAGCAGAUGCUUUGAAACAUCCUAACUGGAAUAUGGGUAAAAAGAUAACUGUGGACUCUGCCACCCUCUUCAACAAGGGUUUAGAAGUUAUUGAAGCUCACUAUCUUUUCGGGGCCGAAUAUGAUGACAUUGAGAUCGUCAUUCAUCCCCAGUCAAUCAUACAUUCAAUGAUAGAGACUCAGGAUUCAUCUGUAUUAGCUCAGUUGGGAUGGCCUGAUAUGCGCUUGCCUAUUCUCUACACUUUAUCUUGGCCUGACAGAAUUUACUGUUCUGAGAUUACUUGGCCUCGUCUUGAUCUUUGCAAGGUUGGUUCUCUUACAUUUAAGACUCCGGAUAAUGUGAAGUACCCGUCCAUGGAUCUGGCCUAUGCUGCUGGUCGAGCUGGAGGGACCAUGACCGGAGUUCUUAGUGCGGCUAAUGAGAAGGCUGUAGAAAUGUUUAUUGAUGAAAAAAUUAGCUACCUGGAAAUUUUCAAAGUAGUGGAGCUAACUUGUGAUAAGCAUCAAGAAGAAUUGGUAUCCUCGCCGUCACUCGAAGAGAUCGUACAUUACGACUUGUGGGCCCGUGACUAUGCCACCAGUUUGCAGCCCUUGGCCGGUUUAAGUCCUGCUCUUGUAUGA
Messenger RNA from Fraxinus pennsylvanica, 1425 nucleotides. The record is from the annotation of a GenBank genome assembly. Lineage: Eukaryota; Viridiplantae; Streptophyta; Magnoliopsida; Lamiales; Oleaceae.